This is a messenger RNA of Medioppia subpectinata, 900 nucleotides long. NCBI's taxonomy places the organism in Eukaryota, Metazoa, Arthropoda, Arachnida, Sarcoptiformes, Oppiidae. The record is from the annotation of a GenBank genome assembly.
AUGUCCGACAAAGUGGUGUUGAGUCCAGUGAUCGCUGACCACACCAUUCAAAUCACCGACAAAUCGCUGAUUGACUUUACCUUAAAUAUAAGACAAGUGGACAGCAAUGGAGUCAAACGUAUGGUUCAACUCACGAAUGGUGUGUCAAACGAUGUGAAGACAUUUGUGGCCCUCUUUGACGACAAUGACAUCGACUUCGAGAUCGUUGUCGACAACCGAUCCGUCGCUAAGAAUAUGAGAUUGAAUUUGAUUUAUGGCAAGAAAUAUAAGUUUGUUGUCAUUAAAGGACAGCGAAUGGCACUCAAAGCGCUUGAAAGUAGUGGACAUCACUUGCGUUUCCUGAGCCCUAACCUACCGAUGGCUCAAUUAGUGGUCGAUUUAGUGGCCAAUGGUAUAGACAAGUGGCCUGGCAUAGACCGACCGAAGGCCGAAAUGAUUUGUUCGCGCAUUCAAUUCAAACUGGAAGUGGAAAAGAGUGCACCGAUUGUCCAACUGUUGGGUCCAGUCAUACAGUUAUCGGCCCAACCAUUGUUUGGAAAUCGCAUUGACUUUGCCAUCGGUUUGGAUAACACUAUACAUGAUAUGAAAGUUAUUAUUGAGGACAGAGUAGGCAUACGGACGAGUCGUUUUAGACUACAUGACUCCUGGGGCCGACUACUAGUGCCUGAGGAUCGCACGGUUGGUCACUACACGACACUCUAUGGCAUCGAAAGUGGUGAAACACUUCACAUGCAGUUAGAGCUGUUUGGCGGCGGCGAUGGCAGGGAGUCUAUGGCGAGUCCACCCAAUCAUAUGAGAGCUCCGGAAGUGAUGUCACCGACGGUACAGGCGUUUGGCCGCAGAGGUGUUGUCGGGUUUGGCCGUCAAACUGACGAAUACUUUACAUCACUUAGAAAGUAA